Molecule: messenger RNA, 698 nt
Organism: Didymodactylos carnosus
Lineage: Eukaryota; Metazoa; Rotifera; Eurotatoria; Philodinida; Philodinidae
Source: the annotation of a GenBank genome assembly
GACUACAAUCGACAAAAACAUCAACAGCAAUGAUUCGUGAAAUAGAUAAUCGUGUACAACAUCAAACAAGUUCACUUGUCUAUCGUGAUUUAGUAUGCACUCCAGAAGGUGUUUCAACAAUCAAAAAUCGAAAACAAAUUCAAUAUCGGCGACAAAAACACUUGAAUCAACUGAAAUUGACACAGGAUGAUAUGUUUGCAUUGUAUUCAAUUGGACUGCACCAUUUGGAGUUUGUGCGUUAUUUUUUGGUUUUACCACAAUUGGUUAUUAUAUGUGCACAUAAACAAAUUAUCGACUUGUUCAAUGCAUUAUUAUCCAUGACGACCUCAAAAAUCGUCAUUAGUUAUGAUACAACAUUCAAUCUAACCGAUGGCUAUGUUAGUUCAUUAAUUUACCGCCACGAUGCAUUUGAGUCUCAGCCAGCAAUUGUGCUUGCGUAUAUGAUACAUGAGACAAAACAAGAAUGGGCGCACACUUGUUUGGUUCGUACAAUAAAAGAUUUAUGUUCGGAAAUGGAAAAUAAAUGUGUAAUGAUUAGUGAUAAUGAAACGGCAUUCAAAAAUGCAUUCCAAAAAGAAUGUCCGAAAUUGAUCCAACUUCGUUGCCAUACACAUUUAUAUCGAAAUAUUUAUCGACAAACGCUCAAAUAUCGUCCAUCAAAAAAGAAGCAAAACAACGAAACGACAGAAAUGGGUUAG